AUGAAGGUCUUCUGUCUACGGUCCAAGUCUGAGAGUGAAGACUGCAUCAAAAACCAGAUUCUCAAGAUUCAGACGCAGUUCGGCAAGAAGAUCAAGUUCGUUCGGCAUGAUGGAGCGCACGAGUUCGCGACCAACUCGAUCAAGACCUUCUAUGAAGAUCAAGGUAUAGAGCAGCAGGUCACAGUGCCGUCUGCACACCAGACCAACGGCACUGCAGAACGCGCGAUAUGGACCAUCGUCACGAUCGGACGCAGCUUGUUGCAUCAUGCAAAGCUGGAAAAGUGUUUAUGGGCUGAAGCGGCAAUGACGGCGAUCUACAUCAAGAACCGCCUGCCGUCACCCAAGAUCGAUCACAAGACUCCGUUCGAAAUCGUGUACAAGUCGAAACCAAGUGUCAAGCACAUGCGCGUGUUUGGAUGUCAAGCGUACAUCCUGACACUAAAGGUGAAGCGAAUGAAGUGUGACUCGAUGGUUCGUUUACGGAUGUUCAUGGGCUACGAAGAAGCGUCAAAGGCGUACCGAGUGUACGGCAUUGAGGCGGGCCAAGUGGUGAUCAGUCGUGACUUCACCUUCGACGAAUCGACAUUUAAUUUUUCGAUGGAACGAUCAAGUGACGACGAUGAAGAUGCGGAGUUGGACCUCAACCUCCUGGCGUUCAACGAUGACGUACGUCAGACCACCUACAAGCAGACUGGCAAGCGCAAGAGUGAAGCAAGCACCGGCAUGUCACGGUCAUCUCACCAUUAA
Molecule: messenger RNA, 747 nt
Organism: Peronospora matthiolae
Lineage: Eukaryota; Oomycota; Peronosporomycetes; Peronosporales; Peronosporaceae
Source: the annotation of a GenBank genome assembly